AUGCAAACUUCUCCUUCUCUUCGUAAAUAUCCAAACAUUCUUUUAACAGGAACACCCGGAGUUGGUAAAACAAUUCUCUCCGAAGCUGUCAUUAACUCGCUGAAAGAAAAAUUAAAUCUCACGAACUAUGUCUACUUGAACAUUUCCGAAAUUGCAAAGAAGGAGCAAUUCCUAGAAGAAUACGAUGAAGAAAGAGAUACAUAUGUUUUGGACGAAGAUAAACUACUGGAUUACUUGGAAGAACAAUUAUCCGAUAUGGAAAAAGGUUAUAUUCUGGAUUAUCAUAGCAGUGAAUUAUUUCCUGAACGAUGGAUUGAUUAUGUGAUCGUUCUACGAUGUGAAACCAAUAUCUUGUUCCAACGAUUGCAAAAGAGAGGAUAUGCUGAUAAGAAAGUUCAAGAAAAUGUAGAUUGUGAAAUUUUCCAAGUGUGUUUGGACGAAGCUCAGGAGAGCUACAAACCGGAAAUAGUUUUUGAAAAACAAAACUGUACAAUAUUAGAUCUAAAUAAUAAUGCUGAAUUCAUUGUGGGUCUAAUUCAAAACAAGUUGCAACCAACAGCAUCUAAUUGA
Molecule: messenger RNA, 570 nt
Organism: Naegleria fowleri
Lineage: Eukaryota; Heterolobosea; Eutetramitea; Acrasida; Naegleriidae
Exons: 2
Coding region: 1-570 (189 amino acids)
Cellular component (GO): nucleus; cytoplasm
Molecular function (GO): AMP kinase activity; ATP binding; ATP hydrolysis activity
Source: RefSeq, a predicted model, not a curated record